Messenger RNA from Cuscuta campestris, 968 nucleotides. The record is from the annotation of a GenBank genome assembly. Lineage: Eukaryota; Viridiplantae; Streptophyta; Magnoliopsida; Solanales; Convolvulaceae.
AUGCUCUGGAUCUGAGUUAGAAGAGAAGACACCCGCCUCUGAAGAACCAGCGGACCUUGUCCCUUGGGUGGGUAGCCUUGGGGCUCGUUUCCACGCAAGAGUUUACUCCUAACCCGUCAAGAAGCUACUUGUCCAGUUCUCAAUAUCAUUCAGAUCUGAGCGAUCUUCUUCCUCCCCAAUGGAGAACGCUUAUGCCAGAUCAGUACCCGAGGUUCUUGAGUUUUUCGGAGUGGAACUAUCUAAAGGUCUUACAGAUUCACAGGUUGCACGACAUGCUAGAUUGUAUGGAAGAAAUGUGCUGCCUCAAGAGAAAAGUACCUCUUUCUGGAAGCUUGUUCUGAAGCAAUUCGAUGAUUUGCUGGUUAAAAUAUUAAUUGUAGCUGCCUUCGUUUCGUUCUUUUUGGCAUUGGCUAAUGGAGAGACAGGGUUAUCGGCUUUCUUGGAGCCUACUGUUAUCUUGAUGAUAUUAGCUGCAAAUGCUGCUGUAGGGGUAAUCACAGAAACAAAUGCCGAAAAGGCUCUUGAGGCAAGUUGUAGCUAGUGGCUUAAUAGCUUCGAAAGUAAAAGAAUCAGAGAUCAGAGGCGGUCAAGCGGAAGCGAACAAACACACACACACAAAUAGCAGAAAAUAAGAACACGAGAUUUAACGUGGUUCGGUCAGUAACCUCCACGGGUUGCAGCUAGGGUUUAUCUUUUAUUAGGUGCUCACAGAUUAUAGUUACAUGAUUGGGUAUUUAUAAGAUAUAAACUAGGGUUAACAACUUGCUAAACAAGAAACAACUAAUGGGCCCUUUAAUUAAUAACUAAAACCGGCCCCCCAUGUUUCUUCCCUUUAGCCGACCAGGCUUAAAGCCCACAGCUCUAAAGCCUUCACCGAAUAACCCAACAAUCUCCCACUUGAAGGAUUUCGCAUAGACACAAAUGCCAUCCAAGUAAACCCAUCAUGAGUAACUCAGUAAUCUUCACUG